This is a messenger RNA of Anoplopoma fimbria (sablefish), 1405 nucleotides long. Its product is annotated as transcription factor AP-4-like. The record is from RefSeq and is a predicted model, not a curated record. Lineage: Eukaryota; Metazoa; Chordata; Actinopteri; Perciformes; Anoplopomatidae. Gene Ontology annotation, biological process: regulation of transcription by RNA polymerase II. Bases 285 to 1295 code for a protein of 336 amino acids. Gene Ontology annotation, molecular function: RNA polymerase II cis-regulatory region sequence-specific DNA binding; protein dimerization activity; DNA-binding transcription factor activity, RNA polymerase II-specific. The transcript has 7 exons. Gene Ontology annotation, cellular component: nucleus.
CACAGACGUAGUAGGCGGAGGCAAGAAGCCACACACACACAUUGGAGGGAACCCCAUCAGCUGUGGGAAGCAACACAGCUUGAACUUACUUUUAUUUUCUCAAGUCUACUCUUAAGAUUUGCACAUUUUCUCUCUUUUUUUUUUUAUUUAAAAAGCAGAGUUUUGUUUUAUUAGACAUGCGCCAUUAAGGAGCAGGGCUCGGUGCUAAACACGGUACACCACCGGGCUGCGUUUUGAACAAGGACGGCAGCGGAGGAAGGCGGAGGACACACGGCUGUGGAAGCAUGGAGUACUUCAUGAUGCCCGCAGACAAGCUCUCGUCCUUACAGCACUUCAAGAAGACGGAGAAGGACGUCAUCGGGGGUCUCUGCAGCCUGGCCAACAUCCCCCUCAGUCCCGAGACGGCCCAGGACCAGGAGAGACGAAUCCGCCGUGAGAUCGCCAACAGCAACGAACGGCGGCGCAUGCAGAGCAUCAACGCAGGUUUCCAGUCACUCAAAACACUCCUGCCCCACACGGACGGAGAGAAACUCAGCAAGGCGGCCAUCUUGCAGCAGACAUCGGACUACAUAUUUGCCUUGGAGCAGGAAAAGACGACACUUCUGGCACAGAACAACCAGCUCAAACGCUUCAUCCAGGAGUUCAGCGGCUCAUCACCCAAGAGGAGGCGAGCAGAAGAGAAGGAUGAAGGAAUCGGUUCUCCAGACACGCUGGAGGAGGAGAAAGUUGAGGAGGUGAGGAGGGAGAUGUUGGAGCUGAGAGGGCAACUGGACAAGGAACGCUCAGCUCGUAUGCAGCUGGAGGAACAGGUGCGUUCUCUGAGCGGCCAGCUGCAGCCGGAGCGUCUGAAGGUGAUCACUCAGCAGGUGGAGGAGGAGCAGGCGCUCAUCCAGAGCCAGACGCUGUUACGGCUGCAGCAGAUCCACGCUGCUGACAGACAACCACACAGUCCACAGGUGCUGCCGUCUCCCACUCCCACUCCCCCUCCCCCCGCCCCAACCCACCACCCCACGGUCAUCGUUCCAGCACCGACACUAACCCAGCACCCCCACCACCACGUCACCGUGGUGACCAUGAGCCCGUCUGUCCACACCAGCACCGUGUCCACGUCCAGACAGAACCUGGACACUAUUGUGCAGGCCAUCCAGCACAUCGAACGCGCCCAGGAAAGGAGAGCGAGCGCCGAGGAGGAGCAGAGACGAGCCGUCAUCGUCAGCCCCGCCCACGUCGCCAUGGACACCGCCUGCUCGGACACAGACACCGACACAGAGGGCGAGGACUGUUCGAUGAACUGAUCCCCCCCCUUCCCCCAAUGAACUCGCAUACACACACAAACACUUAAAAUACCUACUCACUGUAAGAUUCCCUCCAGAAGCUUGACUACUUUUUAUAAAAAAAAAAAAAA